Messenger RNA from Felis catus (domestic cat), 2326 nucleotides. Its product is annotated as olfactory receptor 4F3/4F16/4F29-like. The coding region runs from base 323 to 1267 and encodes 314 amino acids. The record is from RefSeq and is a predicted model, not a curated record. Gene Ontology annotation, cellular component: membrane. The transcript has a single exon. Gene Ontology annotation, biological process: G protein-coupled receptor signaling pathway. Lineage: Eukaryota; Metazoa; Chordata; Mammalia; Carnivora; Felidae. Gene Ontology annotation, molecular function: G protein-coupled receptor activity; olfactory receptor activity.
UUGUAUUAGUUUGGAACCCAAAAUCAAAAGCUUUGGCUCAUGUUGACUAUCUUAUAUCUCAUGAGUAAUUGCAGCACCAACCAUGGGAGGAAGCAGAGAGUAUCAAAUGCAGAGAAAACUUAGUGGUAGAGAGCAGCUCCACACGACAGCCACUGAUUUUUCUGGGUAAUCACAUUCGAGAGGCCAUGAGCAUAUUAGGUCAGUUCUAAUGCUAAAGUAGAAACAGGCUUUCAUAAUUGUGGCCAUCUCUCCUAAUAUAUUAACAUAAUUAUCAUCAUUUACAUUUUCUCCUAUUGUCCUUCUUCAGGUAGUUGUGCCAACAAUGCCAAUGGAUGGAGCGAAUCACUCUGUGGUGUCAGAGUUUGUGUUCCUGGGACUCACCGAUUCCUGGGAGAUCCAACUUCUCCUCUUUGUGUUCUCCUCCACGUUUUAUGUGGCAAGCAUGAUGGGAAACUCCCUCAUUAUGCUCACUGUGACCUCUGACCCCCACUUACACUCCCCCAUGUACUUUCUGUUGGCCAACCUCUCCUUCAUUGACCUGGGAGUUUCUUCUGUCACUUCUCCCAAGAUGAUUUAUGAUCUUUUCAGAAAGUGUAAAGUCAUCUCCUUUGGAGGCUGCAUCUCCCAGAUCUUCUUCAUCCAUGUCAUUGGUGGUGUGGAGAUGGUGCUGCUUAUCGCCAUGGCCUUUGACAGAUAUGUUGCCAUAUGUAAGCCUCUCCACUAUCUGACCAUCAUGAGCCCAAGAAUGUGCCUCUUCUUUUUAGUGGCUGCCUGGAUGACUGGCCUCAUCCACUCCAUGGUUCAACUGGUGUUUGUGGUAAACUUACCCUUCUGUGGUCCUAAUGUGUUGGACAGCUUUUACUGUGACCUUCCUCGGUUCAUCAAACUUGCCUGCACGGACACCGACCGACUAGAGUUUAUGGUCACAGCCAACAGUGGAUUCAUCUCUGUUGGCUCCUUCCUCAUACUGAUCAUUUCCUAUAUCAUCAUCAUUCUCACUGUUCAGAAACACUCUUCAGCUGGUUCAUCCAAGGCUCUGUCCACACUGUCAGCUCACAUCACUGUGGUAUUCUUGUUCUUUGGUCCUUUGAUAUUUGUCUAUACAUGGCCAUCUCCCUCCAUACACCUGGAUAAGUUUCUGGCCAUCUUUGAUGCUAUUCUCACUCCUUUCCUAAAUCCGGUCAUCUAUACAUUCAGGAACCAAGAAAUGCAGGUGGCAAUGAGGAGGGUAUGCAGACAGCUAGUGAAUUACAGGAAGAUCUCUUAAGGAAUGUCUGGUGUUGUGAAGAGUCCUUGUUGAUUACUGAUGUCCAUUAUUUAUGGUCAAACUCAGUGAGAAGCUCUUGUUUGUCUUACCUUGCUUUGAUUAUACACACUGGUACUGAGUCUAUUUUUCUCUUUCACUCAGGAGGGAGGGACAUUUACUUUUGAAAAGAGAGGAGUUACAUAUGAAGUAUUUCAAACUUAAGAUUACAAUAAUUUUGAGCCUCAAUUCCUAAGGAAUCAUAUUUAUAUGAAGUAAUUGUUGGAAAUACAAAAGACGGUAGACUUCUUUAAGGCCUUCAGAACAGGGAGAGCUGUCUCCUUUUUUUGACAGGAGUCUGUCUCACAGAAAGGAAUUCCUACUGGUACUCAAUGGGGGUUUGCUGACAGAAAUGAAUGAAGUCUUCUUAUUGUAUGCUGCAGCUUGUCCACAUUCUACCCCUUCUGUGGGUCUCUGUCAGGCCCGUGCAAGGAGGGAAGUGUUUUUGAGAGCACACACAAUCUUUGAGAACACACAUAUACAAGCCCAAUGGGUACAUGUCUGGGUAGAAGCCAUGUAUUUUCAGAAUAUAAAGAACUGGGAAAACACCAGGAUCUUUCUCCUUGAUUAGUAUUAUGUUAUUCAAACCCAUUAAAUCUUCAUUCCCUUUUCCCUUCUGCUUCUUCCUCUUCAUUUUUCCUCAGUCACGUAUGGUCUCUGGGCUAUGAAGAUCUCUAGCCCCCUUCCCUCUCAUUUUUCAGCUUCCUUACUUCUCCUUCUCCCUGUGCCACCAUUCCUCCUUCUUUUCUCACUUCUUUUCACUUGCAGCUCUGUCCCCUUCUAACUUACUGCUGUGCUAUUAAUUAUCUUUUUUUUAAUUGAUGUAUAAUUGAAACUUAACAUUAUGCCAGGUUCAGGUGUACAAAAUGAUUCAAUAUUUGUAUAUAUUGCAAAAUGAUCACCACAAUAAAGUUAUCUAACAUCUGUCACCAUACAUUACUGCUGUCUCCUUUAAAUUUCUAUUUCUCUAUUAUGAAUGUAUAAAUUGCCUCCUCCACAGGUUUCAUGUCUUGAAUGACUUGU